This is a messenger RNA of Engraulis encrasicolus (European anchovy), 1421 nucleotides long. It is a transcript of the gene pgam2, whose product is annotated as phosphoglycerate mutase 2 (muscle). Gene Ontology annotation, biological process: glycolytic process. The coding region runs from base 123 to 890 and encodes 255 amino acids. NCBI's taxonomy places the organism in Eukaryota, Metazoa, Chordata, Actinopteri, Clupeiformes, Engraulidae. The transcript is spliced from 3 exons. The record is from RefSeq and is a predicted model, not a curated record. Gene Ontology annotation, molecular function: intramolecular phosphotransferase activity.
GUUCUCACUGCUUGUCAGAGUGGUCUGCGAUAGUGUGUGCAGGGGAGCACGUUCACAGGGUCUAAAAGGCUUGUGGUAGUACAAGGUAGUACAGAAACCAAAAAAACAAACCUAAAACCAAAAUGGCUGCUGCACAUCGUCUGGUUAUCGUGCGUCACGGCGAGAGCGCCUGGAACCAGGAGAACCGCUUCUGCGGCUGGUUCGACGCCGACCUGAGCGAGAAGGGCGUGGAGGAGGCCAAGCGCGGCGCCCUCGCCAUCAAGGAGGCUGGCAUGAAGUUCGACGUCUGCCACACCUCCGUGCUGAAGCGCGCCGUCAAGACCCUGUGGACCAUCAUGGAGGGCACCGACCAGAUGUGGCUGCCCGUGCACCGCACCUGGCGCCUCAACGAGCGCCACUACGGCGGCCUGACCGGCCUCAACAAGGCAGAGACCGCCGAGAAGCACGGAGAGGAGCAGGUCAAGAUCUGGAGGCGCUCCUUCGACAUCCCCCCACCACCCAUGGACAAGGACCAUGCCUACCACAAGAUCAUCAGCGAGUCGAGGCGCUACAAGGGCCUGAAGGCUGGUGAGCUGCCCACAUGCGAGAGCCUGAAGGACACCAUCGCACGCGCCCUGCCCUACUGGAACGACGUCAUCGCUCCCGAGAUCAAAGCCGGCAAGAACGUCAUCAUCGCAGCCCACGGCAACAGUCUGCGUGGCAUCGUCAAGCACUUGGAAGGCAUGUCUGACGCCGCCAUCAUGGAGUUGAACCUGCCCACUGGCAUCCCCAUUGUGUACGAGCUGGACGCCAACCUGAAGCCCAUCAAGCCCAUGGCAUUCCUGGGCGACGAGGAGACCGUCAAGAAGGCCAUGGAGGCCGUGGCCGCACAGGGCAAGGCCAAGAAGUAAAGCAGGAACAUAAAGAAUGAGACGAUCGUCGUGAAAGAGACUAACACCAACAAACCCCACACCAAACCAUACUGUACUUCUGUUCACCACCUUGUUUCCACACCAAGACCCCAACAAACCAUCAUCACUCUGUUCACCACUUUAUUUCCAUUUUUUGUUUUUAUUUCUUUUUCUUUGUUUUUCUUUUUUCACCUCUGGUGGUGUUUUAAGGCUAAACUUAGCCUUUAAACUGUAACUGAGGUGUUUUUUCUACGAUAAAGGACAAAAUGUGUGUUUACAUGCACUUUGAGGAGGUAGCUAUUUCCAUCACUCGGCAACAAGCAACGAGCAACAUUGCCACUGGUUGAUGAAGACACUUUUCUUAAGCACAUUCACGCACACCACAACACAACACAAAUACACAUACACAUACACACCACCACCACCACAACACAACACAACACACACAUGUUCUACUCAACCUUGGUAUGCGAGUUAUGUUGAAGCAAAUCACUCUGACACAGCAGAAUAAAGUGACCAUCAUUUUGUGUA